Messenger RNA from Staurois parvus, 281 nucleotides. The record is from the annotation of a GenBank genome assembly. NCBI's taxonomy places the organism in Eukaryota, Metazoa, Chordata, Amphibia, Anura, Ranidae.
UUAUUAUUAUACAGCAGGGGCGGACUGACCAUUUGGAAACUCAGGCACUGCCCGAGGGCCCGGGGCCAGUAGGGGGCCCCAUGAGAUGCCUCUGGUACUUUUUUCAUAGGCUUUUUUGAGUUUGCGCAAGGACACAGGGGCCCCAUGAUCCCCUAUUGCCCGGGGGCCCCAUGAGUUGUCAGUCCGCCCCUGUUAUACAGUGUUUAUAUAGCACCAAAGGGUAUGCUCAGCGCUGUACAGUAGCAAGGGGGACAGAACAAUACACGAGGGGUUCGAGGGCC